This is a messenger RNA of Apis laboriosa (Himalayan honeybee), 1788 nucleotides long. RefSeq names its product O-glucosyltransferase rumi homolog. The record is from RefSeq and is a predicted model, not a curated record. The coding region runs from base 565 to 1788 and encodes 407 amino acids. Lineage: Eukaryota; Metazoa; Arthropoda; Insecta; Hymenoptera; Apidae. Gene Ontology annotation, molecular function: UDP-xylosyltransferase activity; UDP-glucosyltransferase activity. The transcript has 6 exons. Gene Ontology annotation, cellular component: endomembrane system.
AUCAUUAUUAUUUAAUAUACAAUAUAUAAUCAUGUCAUUGUAAUAUCAAUGAUUCAAUUAUAUAUUUUAUAAGAAAUAAUAUGAGCUAAUUGGCUGCGAGCGCGAUUAUAAUUUUAUAUAAAUUAAAAAUUGUGUUUGGAAAAUAACUAAUGUUCUUUUUUUAAUUCAUAAAUGUAUGAAAUUUGCAUAUAGAUUUUUACUUUUUUAAUAAUUUAAUUUUAUGUAUUUAUUUAUUUUGUGUCAUACUAGAUGGCGUAAGGAGUAUUAUAAUCUUUUUUGAAGUCGGUAUUUCAGAAUAUGUUGCACAAAGUUCCGUAAGAUGUCACGUUUAUUCUCUUUCUCGUGUUCUGCUAUUAUCUUGCUAUUUGCUAACUAACGUUGCAAUCUUAUUCUAUAUCAAAUCGGUAAUGUUGAAAAUGACAAUAAAAUGGAAUGAAUUUCUAGUUCCCAAGAUAUGGGACAAAAAAUGCAUUGUAUGUUAGAUCUAUUCUUUACUUCAUCUGUGCUUUUAGGCAAUAAUAUUGUUUAUACUUUAUUCAAAAAUUGUCAUGUUGUUUUUUUAUAAUGUUUAUACUAAGAUUAAGUUUUAUUUUUUUAUUAAGUGUUGUUUGCAUAGGUAAUUGUGAAGAACAAUAUUGUACUAUUGGUAACACAGAAGAUUGUGUUGAGGAAAAAAAAGUUAAUAUUUAUAAAGUAGGUUUAAAUAAACAAUAUAGUAAAUAUUAUAAUGCAAUUGAAGAAGCAGAAAAACAUUAUAGAAUUUGUAAUAAUAUUAACAAUAGUUGUUUCAAAAAUGUUAUUAUAAAUGAUCUAAAACCUUUCAAGGAAAAAGGUAUAAGUAAGGAUUUAAUAGAUACUGCAAAAAUUAGAGGAACUUUUUAUCAAAUAAUACAAGGAAAAUUAUAUAGACAAAGAGAUUGUAUGUUUCCUUCAAGAUGUGCUGGAAUAGAAUAUUUUCUUUUAAAACUUGCUCCUGGAUUAACAGAUAUGGACUUAGUUAUAAAUGUAAGAGAUUAUCCUCAAUCAAGUAAACAUUUUGGAGAUCCAUUACCUAUUUUUUCAUUUAGCAAGACUUCACAAUAUUAUGAUAUUACAUAUCCAGCAUGGGCAUUUUGGGAAGGUGGGCCUGCAAUUUCUUUGUAUCCUCGUGGUCUUGGAAGAUGGGAUGAACAUUGUAUAUCUUUAGAUAAAGCUAGUAAUAACACAUUGUGGGAGAAAAAGGAAAAUAAAGUAUUUUUUCGAGGUUCUAGAACAAGUUCAGAGCGUGAUAAUUUAGUAUUAUUAAGUCGUAAGAAGCCAAAUUUAGUAGAUGCUCAAUAUACAAAAAAUCAAGCCUGGAAGUCUAAUGAAGAUACAUUAUAUGCACCUCCAGCUUCUGAAGUUCCUUUAGAAGCACAUUGUAAAUACAAAUACUUAUUCAAUUAUCGUGGUGUUGCAGCAUCAUUCAGACAUAAACAUUUAUUUUUAUGUCGUUCUUUGGUAUUCCAUGUUGGAAAUGAAUGGAGUGAAUUUUAUUAUAAUGCAAUGAUUCCUUGGAUACACUAUAUACCUGUGUCUAAAGAUGCUAAUCAAACAGUAUUAGAAGAAAUAAUACAAUUUGCUAUAGAUAAUGAUGACAUUUCAAAAAAAAUUGCAAAUCAUGGGAGAGAUUUCAUAUGGAAUAAUUUAAAAAUAUCUGAUGUCACACAGUUUUGGAAAAAGCUUCUUAAAAAAUAUUCUAAACUUUUAAGAUAUAAAAUUUCACUAGAUAAAAAUUUAAUUAAAAUUGAAAGGAAGGAAAGAUCUUAA